CCUUAGUUUUGCUUUGUCCCGGGACGCGCAGCCGGCCGCCCUCUCCCCCGCGGCAGCCAGCGCGCAGCCCGGCUCCGUCCCUUCCCCGCUGCCCAGCGAGGGGACGGCGGCGAUGAACCUCAACUUCACCUCGCCCGUGCACUCCGUCUCCGCGCCCCGGCCCACCUCCUUCUUCAUCGAGGACAUCCUGCUACACAAGCCCAAACCCUUGCGGGAGGUGCCCCCCGAGCACUUCCCCGGCUCCUUGGCCUCCCGCGUCCCCCUCUUGGACUAUGGGUACCCCCUGAUGCCCACCCCGACCCUGCUGGCGCCUCACCCGCACCCUGCCCUGCACAAGCCGGAGCAUCACCACCACCACCCUUAUUUCCUCACCGCCUCGGGAGUGCCGGUGCCGGCCCUGUUCCAGCCCCACGCCGCCCCCGAGCUGCCAGGGAAGCACUGCCGCCGCCGCAAAGCCCGCACCGUCUUCUCCGACUCGCAGCUCUCCGGCCUGGAGAAGCGCUUCGAGAUCCAGCGCUACCUCUCCACGCCCGAGCGGGUGGAGCUGGCCACGGCUCUCAGCCUCUCCGAGACCCAGGUGAAAACCUGGUUCCAGAACCGGCGGAUGAAGCACAAAAAGCAGCUGCGGAAAACCCAAGAUGACCCCAAAGGGGCUGGGGGCGAGGAGAGCCGGGGGCAGAGCUCCCCCGAGCCCGAGCUGCCCGAGGGGGCCGGCGCAGAGCCCCGCAAGGCCCCCCCCGGCCCCUUCCUGCUGCAGGACCCCGAGGACGAGGUGGACAUCCUGGAGGAGGGAGACCUCCUGGCCGCCCCCCACCGCCUUUAGGGCCGGCUUCGCCCAGACCCGACCCCACAAAUCGCCCCUUGCCCCCCAGCCUCCAGUAGUGCCGGAGCCCAGGGGGAUGGAGGAGGUGAUUUGGGGAGGGGGGGGACACACAGCACGACCCCUGCCCGCAGGGGUGAAGGCAACGGGGGGCUCUGCAGAGCCUCCACCUACCCCCAGCGCCGCCCCAAACCUCAGCCUGGCGGGGAGGAAAAAAAAAUA
Molecule: messenger RNA, 1042 nt
Organism: Oxyura jamaicensis (ruddy duck)
Lineage: Eukaryota; Metazoa; Chordata; Aves; Anseriformes; Anatidae
Gene: BSX
Product: brain specific homeobox
Exons: 3
Coding region: 113-823 (236 amino acids)
Biological process (GO): regulation of DNA-templated transcription
Molecular function (GO): DNA-binding transcription factor activity, RNA polymerase II-specific; DNA binding
Source: RefSeq, a predicted model, not a curated record